AUGCAAUCGCAAGCACUUCAUAUGAUGAUCUUAUACUUAUUCAUUCUGUCGAUAAAUAUAUGUACAGCACAAGUAGUUCCUCGGAUGGCAAAGUAUGAUUGCGAAGAGUAUUGCGGAGACGUCCUCAUCCCAUACCCUUUCGGAAUUGGAUCUAACAAAGAUUGCUACUUAGACAACUGGUUUGAAAUCGAGUGCAGCAACCAGUCUUCUAAAACUUCCAGCUCUGCUCCUCAUUACAAGCCUUUUUUGAAGCAAGCCAAACUGGAGGUGCUGAAUAUUUCUAUUGGAGACCCGCUUCAGGCUUUUGGAGGCACGCUUCAGGUGAACAGCCCCGUUACCUUCUUCUGCAACGAAACUGGAAGUAGCCCAAUGGCCAAUUUGACAGGCAGCCCUUUCGUCUACUCUCAGGACAAAAACAGAUUCACUGCAGUUAGCUGCGGCUUCUUUGCCGGGAUGGAAUCAGCUGAGUUUGUGGUUGCCUGCAAGUCAGUUUGUGAUCAUAAAAAUUAUAUUGCUUCCUGUGAUAUUGGUAUCAACUGUUGCCAGACUACCAUUCCUCCAUAUCUCAGGAUGAUGUCCGCUUCCAUUCUAUACCAAGGUGAAACUCGAAACGCCGAUUGCGACGACUAUGCGUUUCUGGUUGACAAGGAUUGGUUUGAGAGUGAGAGAUCAUCUUCUGCUCAUGCAGUCAAGAGUAGAAGCCACGUUCCUGUGCUGCUAGAAUGGAAUAUAAUCAACUCUACUUCUUCACUAGCAUUAUUUGGAGGCUACAAUAGCUCAGCAAUCACUCACCAACAAUCGUUACUGAGAGUUUAUUGUGAAUGCCCAGAAGGAUCUGUAGGAAAUCCCUAUCUUCUUGAAACUUGUCAAGAUACUGAUGAAUGCAUGCGUGGUCCUGAUCCAUGCAACUGUCCGCACACUCCUGGUUAUUAUUAUUAUCUUUGCCAUGCCAAAAAUAAUGAUAGAUUGAUCAUUAUUAUAGCUCUCGGUUUUAUUGGACUAUUGUUUCUACUCUUUGGAGCUCGGUGGCCGCACAAAUUUAUAAAGAAGAGGAAGGAUAUCAAACGCAAGCAAAAGUUUUUUAAACAAAAUGGAGGUUUAUUGUUGGAGAAGCAAUUAUCUUCUGGUGAAGUUAAUGUUGAGAAAAUUAAGUUGUUCACUUCAAAGGAUUUAGACAACGCCACAGACAACUUCAGCAGAGAUAGAAUUCUUGGUCAAGGAGGUCAAGGUACCGUUUACAAAGGAAUGUUGUCAGAUGGAAGAAUUGUUGCUGUCAAGAAGUCAAAAAUAGUUGCUGGAGGAGAAGUCGGACAAUUUAUUAAUGAAAUUGUCAUUCUUUCACAGAUUAAUCACAGAAAUGUGGUUAAACUACUGGGGUGUUGUUUAGAGACUGAAGUCCCCCUUUUGGUUUAUGAAUUCAUACUCAAUGGAACGCUUUCUCAGUAUAUUCAUCACCCAAAUGAGGAGUUUUCUCUUACAUGGGAAAUGCGCUUACGAAUUGCCAUUGAAAUCGCAGGAGCUCUUUCCUACUUACACUCUGCUGCUUCCUUUCCCAUUUACCACCGAGACAUCAAGUCUUCUAAUAUACUCUUGGAUGGAAAGUACAGAGCAAAAGUAGCUGACUUUGGGACUUCAAGAUCAGUUUCCAUUGAUCAAACGCACCUCACUACACAAGUACAUGGAACGUUUGGAUAUCUGGACCCGGAGUACUUCCGGUCAAGCCAAUUUACAGAGAAGAGUGACGUUUAUAGCUUUGGCGUUGUCCUUGCUGAGCUCUUGACUGGACAAAAAGCAGUUUCUUUGAUGAGUUCAGAAGAAAGAAGAAGUCUAGCAACUUAUUUCCUGCUUUCCAUGGAGAAUAAUCUUCUAUUUGAUAUUCUUGAUUCUCAAGUUAUGAAGGAUGGUAGAAAGGAAAAGAUUACAGCAGUUGCCAACCUUGCCGUUAGAUGCUUGAUUUGA
Molecule: messenger RNA, 1959 nt
Organism: Prunus armeniaca (apricot)
Lineage: Eukaryota; Viridiplantae; Streptophyta; Magnoliopsida; Rosales; Rosaceae
Source: the annotation of a GenBank genome assembly